Messenger RNA from Oncorhynchus mykiss (rainbow trout), 3887 nucleotides. The record is from RefSeq and is a predicted model, not a curated record. NCBI's taxonomy places the organism in Eukaryota, Metazoa, Chordata, Actinopteri, Salmoniformes, Salmonidae.
AGCAGCCACCAAGGCCAUGUGUGUGGGGAUGAAGUACUGGCAGCCUGAGAGGCUAGACAACCUAGUGGAGGUCAGCAUUGAGACGGGGCGCAUGACCCACAACCACCCUACAGGUACCAUGACCCACAACCACCCUACAGGUACCAAACACCAUGACCCACAACCACCCUACAGGUACCAUAUACCAUGACCCACAACCACCCUACAGUUACCAUAGACCAUGACCCACAACCACCCUACAGGUACCAUAUACCAUGACCCACAACCACCCUACAGGUACCAUGACCCACAACCACCCUACAGGUACCAUAUACCAUGACCCACAACCACCCUACAGGUACCAUAUACCAUGACCCACAACCACCCUACAGUUACCAUAGACCAUGACCCACAACCACCCUACAGGUACCAUGACCCACAACCACCCUACAGGUACCAUACACCAUGACCCACAACCACCCUACAGGUACCAUGACCCACAACCACCCUACAGGUACCAUACACCAUGACCCACAACCACCCUACAGGUACCAUAUACCAUGACCCACAACCACCCUACAGGUACCAUACACCAUGACCCACAACCACCCUACAGGUUUCCUGGGCUCUCUGACCACGGCUCUGUUUGCAUCGUACGCGGUGCAGGGCAAACCGCUGGUGACCUGGGGUCGCGACCUCAUGAAGGUCAUCCCCAAGGCCGAGGAGUACUGUAAGAAGACCAUACGCCACAUGGCAGAGUACCAGGAGAAGUGGUUCUACUUCGAGGCUAAGUGGCAGUUCUACCUGGAGGAGAGAGGCGUGGAGGAGGAGGGGCAGAACAAGCCCCUGUUUCCUGACACCUACAACGCUGAGGAGACAGACAAGGUGUAUAAGCGCUGGAGCUCAGAGGGCCGGGCUGGACGGAGGGGUCAUGAUGCUCCCAUGAUAGCCUACGAUGCUCUCCUGGCCUCAGGCUCGGACUGGACCCAGCUCUGCCGCCGCGCCAUGUUCCACGGAGGGGAGAGCAGUGCCACUGGGCUGAUAGCAGGCUGUCUGUACGGUCUCCUGUUCGGCCUGUCCCAGGUCCCUGAAGGGCUGCACCAGGAUGUGGACCGACGCACGCGACUGGAGGAGCUCGGAGCCGAACUGUACAAGGCAGCCUCCGCAGAGAGGAGCACAGAGAAAGCAGAGAGAGCAGCGAAUGCAGGGCCAUCAGGCCUCAUUGUGGACACCAGAACCCUGAGGAGGCUGGUUUGGGACCGGACGACCCGCCCGGAGCUCAGAGGGGUUCUGGAGAGCCUGCUCCACUACCUAACCCAGGACCUGCCCGGCCGGAGCCCAACCGCGAGGCCCCCUGAGAGGUUAGGGCUGGAGGUCAGUGUGGGGUUGAAGGUGCCCCAGUUCAGCAGGUGUGGAGGUCGACCAGCAGGGAGCGACGUCUCAAGACGCCUCACCUCCUUCCAGCUUCUCCAGGCCAAGUUCCUGAGGAACACCCCCAACCCUCCGCUCACUCACCGCCGGGAGGUGGGGGCCCUGGCACUGUCCUCCAGAGGGGGUGGAGGAGGAGGCUGUGGCAGCCAGAGCCAUGGCAGAGAGACCCCUAGUGGACAGGUUGAGGGCUGCAUUCCCAAAACAGGACGUGGAGUGAGAAAGGGAAACAUUGUUAAGGAUGUGCUGGCCAGGUUUGCCGCAGCAACGCAGAAAGAGAGGGGAGGGGCCACACAGGUGGGAGGAGCGUCGAAAAGACCCCGACCAAUCGGCAAGGGGAAGCUACUGUCUGCCAUAAUGGACAAGUUUGAAACAAUGGCGACGGUGCACCGGGGAAGUGACGUGAGUUGCCAGAAGAAAAGCUCCUCUCCUGGUACCAGCUCAUCUGGACGUGUCAACGAAUUAGUGAGUCGUCAGGAAGAAGAGGUACAACAGUGCUUAGGUCAACCAGGUCAACCCGUCAAAGGUCAGAGUUCAGUGAAGCAACAGGUUAAGAGUAAAGGCUGGGGACAGCAGAGGAAAGAGAACCCCUAUGGAGUACAGGAAGGAGAUAGAGGAUCAGAGAAGACAGUAGCUGGUCUGAAGGAUUCACUUCAACACAGAAAAGGGAGGAACUGGAAUCAGAAGGUGAAAGGUCAUUCUGUAGUCAAUAAGCAGAUAAGGGCUCCAGGUUCAGAUCAAGAAGCUGAAGGUCAGAUUCAGGAUUCAAUUAAGGAGGUAGAAGUUUGGGGUGCUAAUCAACAGGUAGAUACUCUGGGUACGAACCAACAGGUAGAUACUCUGGGUACGAACCAAGAAAAGGUUGUUAGCUCAGGUCAAAGACGAGAAGGCCAUGGUUCAGAAUUGAACAAGGAGCUAAAGGUUCAGAGUGAAAACAUUGAAGUUAAGGCUUCAGUGGGUCAGGAAGUGGUGGUACAGGCUUCACAUCAGGAAAAUCAGGAUCCUGAUCAAGACAGUGAAGUUAAAGUUUCAGGUCUGGAGCUCAAGGCACAGGUUACAGGUCAGGAGGUCAAGGCACAGGUUUCAGAUAAGGAAUUAAAGGUACAGGUCUUAGGUCAGGAGCUCAGCUAUGUGCAGGUAGAGCUGCUCUGCUCUGCUGCAGUGGUCCAGUGGUCUCCCCCAGCACCCCAGGUAGGGAUACCUGAGGUAGAGGCCUUGCAGUCUGGGUACCUGGCAACACUGCUCCCUUGUCCUCCUGUGUGGGCACUAGCUUCCUCUGUGGAUCCACCAGCACAGAAAUACUCAGGGUUAGGGUCCAAAACCAGGACCCUGGAAGGCUCACAUCUCUCCUACCCCUGGAGAAAACAGUACAUGGAUCCACCCCAACCCCGGUCCACCCAGAGAGGCCAGCCCAGAUACCCCAUCCCUAGGAGGGCCCACGGCUCAGAAUCAGAACCAUCAGAACUGGGCGAGGCCCAUAACGCCAGCCUCUCACCCCCAUCUUCUGAAUCUACGACCCCUGAUGUCAUGACCUCUGUCCCCACAACCCCUGAUCUUGACCUUUGCUUCCUGCCAUCAGCGCCCACAACGUCCAACCAGGAGCACCGCCCACAUGAAGCCAAACAGGAAGUAAAUGCCCCCACGGCACUGCAAAGUGGGGAGGGGGAGGUGACAUGUCAGGAGGGGGAGGGGCAGGGUAGCGCUGUGAUGUCACACAAAGAUGAUGCCAUCACUAUGCGUGGUUCGAAUGUUGCAGAGCCAGAAAGACUACAGACAGAAAAGCAGGAGAGACCAAAGUACAGGACGCUAAACUACGGCGACCCUUCUGCGAAACUGAUUCAUAAACCCAGAAUCAUCCGAUUCACAGAUACCUUUCAUUUCUAAGUCCCUCGUCCACUCACUCUGACUUCAGUGAUGCGUCCGUCUGUGAAGGAUAAAAGCCUUCUGAACUUUCUCUCUCCUCACAGUGAAACACGAUACACCUUCAAGGUCAUGCCAGCUAUCCCAUGUGUUGCUGUCCUCUGAAAGCCGUGGGGUUUGCAGGAAGCAGCCUACGCUCUACGUGUGGUGAUUUACUCAGAAGCUGUGUAAUGCUCCAAGUAGAGUAGCGCGUGUGUGUGUGUGCGUCGUCCGUACUGUAACAGUGGAAAGACAAACAGAACAGCGGUGUUAAACAUUGACUAAGCUAAGCCUAAUCUUUAGAAUGGGAUUUUCGUGGAAAACAAUGUGAAGCAAUAAUAUCAGGAUUUAAACUGUAGCUAUGACAACCGAGUCAAACAAACCCUCUGCUCUUUAUCAGAUUAAAGAAACUCAAUCCCUUAUCUUGUAGUUAUUGUAUUGUUGACGUUGUGAUCAAAAUCUGAAACAGUUUUACUGUUCCCUUCUAAUCAACUUUUAAUUCAUUAGCCGGUUUGAGUUAGCUCUACUGACCUUGGCGUGUCUAUACUCUCCCUAAGGGCUCGUGACUAUUGUCGUUAUCA